AAACAAAACGAAAAUCUCAAUUCCACUAUAAAUUUCCUCCUUAUAAUUGGGUCAAAACUCAAAAUUCUUAAAUCUUAAGUUUAGUACAAAAUUCUCUAUUUUUCCUAAAAUUUUCUUCUUCUUAUUAUUUUUUUUCUUUUUAAUCUUAUUCCCAGUAGAACAGAGAAUCUCUACAACCAUGGCUAAAGCUUAUAACUUUACUCCUAAUCUUAUUAAAAUACAAUUAAUAUUGAUUAUAGUUCUUUUCCUCUGUUUUACUGUUUCGAAAUCUGCCCCUCAAAAUAGUCUUGUCACUCAACUUCCUGGAUUUUCUGGCACUUUUCCCUCCAAACACUAUUCUGGGUAUGUGACAAUUGAUGAAAGUCAUCGGAAGAAAUUAUAUUACUACUUUGUUGAAUCUGAGAGAAACCCAUCACAAGAUCCUGUUGUUCUUUGGCUUAAUGGUGGACCCGGAUGCUCUAGCCUUGAUGGUUUUGUCUAUGAGCAUGGUCCUUUUAACUUUGAGGCAGCAAAAACAAAGGAAGGCUUACCAAAGUUGCAUCUAAAUUCAUACAGUUGGUCUAAAGUUUCAAACAUAAUAUAUUUGGAUUCACCAUCAGGAGUUGGAUAUUCUUACUCACAUAACACCACUGAUUAUGAUACUGGGGAUAUCAAAACUGCCUCUGAUACUCAUACAUUCUUGCUUAAGUGGUUUGAGGUCUAUAAAGAGUUUGCUACAAACCCGUUUUUCAUCGCGGGUGAAUCAUAUGCUGGGAUUUAUGUCCCAACUCUAGCUUCCGAAAUUGUUAAAGGACUUGAUACUGGUGUGAAGCCUGUUAUCAAUUUGAAGGGCUAUUUGGUAGGAAAUGGUGUUACAGAUGAUAAGUUUGAUGGGAAUGCUUUGAUACCAUUUGCUCAUGGAAUGGGUUUGAUCUCAGAUGAAUUAUACCAGGAGAUAGUAGCUCAAUGUGCAGGAAACUAUUAUGAUGUAACAUCUGAUGGUUGUGAUCUCUUACUGUCAAAAGUAAACCAGGAUAUUGAUGGACUGAACAUAUAUGACAUUUUAGAGCCAUGCUACCAUUCCCCUAGCUCGAGUAAGCAAAACACCGCCAAUUUAAGAUUACCGUCAAGUUUUAAGACACUAGGUGAAACCGACAAGCCUCUUCCCGUGAGAAAACGAAUAUUUGGUCGUGCAUGGCCUCUUAGAGCUCCUGUGAGAGACGGGAGAGUUCCUACUUGGCCAGAAAUUUCUAACAGUUUGUCUGUUCCUUGCAUCAAUGAUGAGGUUGCAACUGCUUGGCUCAAUGAUAAGGCCGUGAGAAAAGCUCUUCACGCUGACGAUGAAAAUGUGGCUGGUCCAUGGGAGCUUUGUACAGGCAGAAUUGCGUACAAUCACGAUGCUGGAAGUAUGAUCAAAUACCAUAAGAACCUCACUGCUCGAGGCUAUCGAGCCCUCAUAUACAGUGGAGACCAUGAUAUGUGUGUCCCAUACACCGGAAGUGAGGCAUGGACAAAAUCCGUUGGGUACAAAGUAGUGGAUGAGUGGCGACCAUGGAUGUGCAACGAUCAAGUUGCUGGGUUUACACAAGGAUAUGAGAAGAAUUUAACUUUCCUUACUAUAAAGGGAUCAGGACACACAGUACCGGAAUACAAACCGAGGGAAGCACUAUACUUUUAUAGUCGGUUUUUAUCAGGUCAAAGCGUAUGAUAGAUUUAAUGUUAAUUUCAUUUCAUUACCCCAAUGUCAUUAAAUAGAAAUUGCUUAGACAGGUUCAGAGGGGUCUAUUGUUAAUGAGAACGGAUAUUUAUUCAUCUAUCUAAUAAAAUUAUACAUGGGUACAAUUCGAAUAAA
Amaranthus tricolor (Joseph's coat) is the source of this 1831-nucleotide messenger RNA. Its product is annotated as serine carboxypeptidase-like 20. Gene Ontology annotation, biological process: proteolysis; secondary metabolic process. Gene Ontology annotation, molecular function: acyltransferase activity, transferring groups other than amino-acyl groups; serine-type carboxypeptidase activity. The record is from RefSeq and is a predicted model, not a curated record. The coding region runs from base 179 to 1687 and encodes 502 amino acids. The transcript is spliced from 13 exons. NCBI's taxonomy places the organism in Eukaryota, Viridiplantae, Streptophyta, Magnoliopsida, Caryophyllales, Amaranthaceae.